Messenger RNA from Ilyonectria robusta, 411 nucleotides. RefSeq lists its product as uncharacterized. The transcript has 2 exons. NCBI's taxonomy places the organism in Eukaryota, Fungi, Ascomycota, Sordariomycetes, Hypocreales, Nectriaceae. The coding region runs from base 1 to 411 and encodes 136 amino acids. The record is from RefSeq and is a predicted model, not a curated record.
AUGGGCAAGAUCAAGGAGCCCGCCGCACUGUUUACUCGAGAACUAUCAGAUAUACGUGUCUUAGACGAGUAUGAGAGAUAUAAAGUGUGGGCGGGUAAUCUUGGGGCGCAUCAUCCACCACCAAAGCGGAUAUCGCUAGACUACCGACUUCGAGAUGUUGCUUUCCACAAGCAAAGAGUUAUUGAGGUUCUAAUAGAUCUUCAAGAUUCGUUGAAGAAAGCGUUUGAGCUCGUCGAGGGCAUGAGGACGCCAUGGGAAGAACUUUCUAGCUCAUCAUCUGAGGAUGACGAAGUCACCAACCUUUGCAACGCCCCUUCUUCUACGACCCCUACGGUCGACUAUCCACACAGAACCAUUUCCCCCCACGAGCAGGCGGAAUUGGGCAAGCCUAAUGCCUUGGCGACUUUAUAG